This is a messenger RNA of Pyricularia oryzae 70-15, 300 nucleotides long. RefSeq lists its product as uncharacterized. Lineage: Eukaryota; Fungi; Ascomycota; Sordariomycetes; Magnaporthales; Pyriculariaceae. The record is from RefSeq and is a predicted model, not a curated record. The annotation marks the transcript as partial. The transcript has 3 exons.
AGCUGCCAGAAGAAAUUUGACAGGGACCUUUUUCAGCGGAUCCAGCGGGCUCUCCACUUGAUUGCAUCCUGGACGCCCCACCUAAACUGCCCCAGCCGUUUAUUGGGCGAUGGGACGGGGAACAACGUGCUGCGUGCAGGUCCUUCUCCAAUGGAAACUACUACUCUCCUCAUCGCCAACCUAUAUCUGUCUCUGGCAAAGUUUACGCCUUUAGCCCGCUGCAUCGUUGUAAUGCGUGGUCAGUUCGUUCAGCUCAGCAGGGUGGCCAGAAGGGACGAGUUGGUUGGUGCUGUACCAUAA